CCUGCGAGCCAGGUUGGUUCGGUGCUGUCUGGUUCAGAUUCAGUAUGAAAUUACUAGCAUUGUGAAAAAUAAUUAUUAUUGUAUCAGACUAUGUUUGCGUGUAGGCAAUACCUGUACUAUGUGUUUGUAGGUUCACCUUUAAAGUGAGAUACAAUUAGGAUUAUGGCUCACAGUCCAGCAACGGAGAAGCUUGUUGUUAUGGAGUUAUGUGCCUUGGUUCUCACACUCUUUCCUGUGAGUUCAACACAAGUCUACGACCAGGCCAAGAUGCCAGCAAGGGAGCAGUGCUACUGCCUGCACAAACUGACCUCUGACCUUCGAAGCCCCGUGUCCGCCGAGUUCUAUUUGGAAAAGGGCAAGGAGCGGAUACUGGUGGUCGAGCAGCGAGGCUUGGUCAAGAAGCUGACAAGGGAUGGCGUUGUCCUGGACACCUUCAUGGACAUCCGUGAUCGUGUGGUGACAUCAGAGAGUUACGGAGACAGUCGUGGGCUACUCUCUAUUGUCCUUGACCCUUACUACGACACUUCCAAGAAAGUGUAUGUAUAUUACAUCAGGAAGUUUCUGAAUGAAGACUACGCCUACGUCAGCACGUUCAAGGUCACAGAGAGUGGAAGGGUAGACACGAACUCGGAAGUGUUUCUUCUGAGAAUACACCAACCGUUUGAUGGAGGGAACGGUGGUCCGAUGUUCUUUGGUGAUGAUGGCUACUUGUACAUAGUCACUGGAGAUGGGGGCGAGAAGGACGAUCCCAAGGGAAAUGCACAAAACAAGAACUCAUUUCACGGAAAGGUACUGAGACUCGAUGUGACUAGCGGCCAGCAGGACUUCACAGACAAGGAAUCCGGGACGGCUAAACUUUACGGCAUCCCCGGGACCAACCCUUUUAUCAACAGCACUCUCGCCAGGCCAGAACUAUACGCCCUCGGUAUUAGGAACAUGUGGGGCUGUAGCCAGGACACAGGGAACAAAAAAGGCGGUACUGGACGCAUCUUUUGUGCCGAGACAGGCACAAAUAAAUUUGAUGAGAUCAAUCUGAUAGAAGCAGGGGCGAAUUACGGCUGGAAUGUCAGGCAAGGGACAGCGUGUCAGAUGACCAAUGUGGCAGAGUGUCGUCCCCUUGAAAAUGAAAGGUAUCCAAUCUACGAGUUCCCUCAUAACAAAUCUCAUGCUUUGGUUGGAGGCUAUGUUUAUAGAGGGCGCCUGUUUUCAUAUCUGUACGGGAUCUACACAUUCGCUGACGCCGUUACUGGGAAGACGUAUCUCUUAGAGGAGAAAGAUCAAGGAACGUGGGACAGAAGAGACUGGCUCCAGUGUCAUGUAGACAAAUGUCCGUCAGAUGCCAGGGAAACACCUUUGAAACACAUAUUGGCAUUUGGUCAGGAUUUAAAAAGUGAGCUCUAUUUACUUAUGGCAGACGAAUUUCUUAUUGGCUCAAAAACAGGAAAGAUGUUUGCAUUACUUCCCCUGAAAAGUGAUACAACAGCACCAUCAUGUUACAGCUGUCUGGUGGUAACAGUGGCAAUGGUCUUCUUAUGGGAAAACAUGAACUAGUGAUACAACAGCACCAUCAUGUUACAGCUGUCUGGUGGUAACAGUGGCAAUGGUCUUCUUAUGGGAAAACAUGAACUAGUGAGACAUUCCUGACAAGAAAUAACAACAACAGAAAUUAUUUUUAUUAUUAUUUUCUUUUUUGCUUUUGGUAUGUGUGCUGAAGUAAGAGAGAGAGAGAGAGAGAGAGAAAUAUAGAGAGAGAGACUGUAUGCAUGACUAUUCCCAAUGGUUUUGAGAACAAGUGACAACGUUGCCAACUAUUUUAGAGAACUUGCUUUCUGGCAAUGCGACUGAUCUAACUCGAAUGAUAUUGUUAUCACAAACAGACUUUUUGUACCAACACGUUACUAUUUUUCUCUGAAUGUUUCAUGUACGUAGAUGUAUAUUUACUAAAAUGUUUAUAUUAGAAUGCAAUAAAGUUA
Molecule: messenger RNA, 1973 nt
Organism: Biomphalaria glabrata
Lineage: Eukaryota; Metazoa; Mollusca; Gastropoda; Planorbidae
Product: HHIP-like protein 1
Exons: 10
Coding region: 163-1551 (462 amino acids)
Source: RefSeq, a predicted model, not a curated record